Suillus discolor is the source of this 709-nucleotide messenger RNA. Its product is annotated as SDHD, membrane anchor subunit of succinate dehydrogenase. The coding region runs from base 1 to 519 and encodes 172 amino acids. Gene Ontology annotation, biological process: tricarboxylic acid cycle; mitochondrial electron transport, succinate to ubiquinone. The record is from RefSeq and is a predicted model, not a curated record. NCBI's taxonomy places the organism in Eukaryota, Fungi, Basidiomycota, Agaricomycetes, Boletales, Suillaceae. Gene Ontology annotation, cellular component: membrane; mitochondrial envelope. Gene Ontology annotation, molecular function: heme binding; ubiquinone binding. The transcript has 5 exons.
AUGGCUUCGUCUAUGCUCCUUCUCUCAACGCUGCCUAGAACCUUUGCCUCCGCGACUGGACGUAAUGUCUUGCGAUCUGCAUUGCAAGUGAGAGCAAGUUCGACUACUCAAUAUGUUCCAGGUGGACCUUACACUCACUCGACAGCUAUCAUAAGGGGCACAGUCAACGACCCUGUCGAGUUCCCUCACCCAUCAAAGAUGCAUGGCUCGUAUCACUGGGCAUUCGAGCGACUUCUUGCGGCCUCCCUCGUUCCCAUGACCGCAGCAGCUUUUGUGACCUCCGGAUCAUCUUACCCAGUCCUCGACGGAUUGCUUGGUCUCAGCUUAGUGAUGCACUCUCAUAUCGGGUUCGACUCAAUGGUUGUGGACUACGUGCACAAGCGCAAAUUCCCUAUCAUUGGCCCUAUCCUGACCUGGACACUGAGAACCGCGACGGUUGGCGUGCUUGUCGGCGUUUAUCAGUUCAACGCAAAUGAUAUUGGUUUGACGGAGCUGAUUGCGAAGGUCUGGACAGCGUGAGAUUAUAUGCAGGUUAUAUCGAGAGACAAGAAAUCGCGAAUUAAGUAUAAUCGUACUAUCCAUCCUCUCUAACAGAGAUACAAAUUCUACUAGCACUUGCCCGACUGCCCUUCGAAGCUCCCAUUAUCCGAACUUCCGCCCCAACCUCGAAACGACCAGUGCAGAGGAAGCACUAGUGGCACAUCCACAG